Wasmannia auropunctata (little fire ant) is the source of this 1713-nucleotide messenger RNA. RefSeq lists its product as uncharacterized. Gene Ontology annotation, biological process: transcription elongation by RNA polymerase II. The coding region runs from base 455 to 985 and encodes 176 amino acids. The record is from RefSeq and is a predicted model, not a curated record. Gene Ontology annotation, cellular component: elongin complex; VCB complex. Lineage: Eukaryota; Metazoa; Arthropoda; Insecta; Hymenoptera; Formicidae. The transcript is spliced from 4 exons.
CCGCGUCAGUCACGCACGUGUGGGACCGACGCGACAGCCAAUGAAUCUCCGUUUACUCCGGAUUUGACUUUCCUUUCUCGUCGGUUGAUUUAGUAGUCGCGUUGCUCUCGCAGCGUUAAGUAGUUCCAAAAAUUUCAGUUGACAUUUUUUUUUUAUACAUGUCCCAUACAUUUUUCGAGAAACUUCUCUUCUCACAGCCGUGUCCGAGAGAAUUAUUAUAAAGAUCGCAAAGGCAAAAGAUACGACGUGACCAAAGUUAAACAACUAUAGUUGUUUGAUCAACAAAUUGAUUGAUUAAUUAAUUCACGAAAAGUCCUGAAGUAUGCGAAUGACAACACUGAAUCUAUCAACAGAGCUAAAUCUCUGCUAAUAAAUAUUCCAGAUUUAUUGUCCUAGGGGGAAUAUAUUAACUCGUCUUGGCUUUAUUAGAUACACACAUAUAUAAUUAGACUCAAUGGAGAAAGAUAAAGAAAAAACUGAGGAAAAAACUGUCAAGGAGAAGCAAGACCAAAAUGAGACAGAGCUUAGAAUUACAGACAUACAUUUAAUGAUUAGACGAAAAAAAACGACAUUAUAUCUCGACAUGUUGGAGACUGACACUGUUUUCGAACUUAAGAAAAGGAUCGAAGCCAUAUUCAAAGUGCAGCCAGUGGAUCAACAGCUAUUUAUCAUGUCUCUAAACGAUAAGGAGUUUGACAAGCCCGUGGAAUUAUCCAACCCUGUUAAAGCUUUGUCCGAGUACGACCCAACUUCACCGCUGGCAAUGAUAACGAGUCCUGCAAUAAUCGGCUUAGCUGUGCGACAAGAGGAUGGUUCGCUGUUUGAAAGUCUCGAAAUAACAAAAUAUUCGGACAUUCCAUGGUCAGUAGUAUCAGAUCUUUUGAAUGAGAAAUUCGUUGAAGACUACAAAUUCGCUGAAAACUACAAGAAAGUCUUGAAAGAUCUCAAAAGAACUAGGAUCCCUAAAACUGAAAUGAUAAACUGAAAUGAUAUAUCACACCAAAAUUAAUCGACAAAUUUUGUGUUCUGUUGCAAUAUAGUGUUCGAAUAGUCAGAAUAGUGGAGCAAAGCAAGAAAAAUGUAUUGAAAUGUACACAGCUGCGUUAAGCAGAGAAAGCAGCUUUGCAACUGCUGUAAGAUUCUUCAACACGAUUGGUUCUUGCCCUGAGUUCUUCAUGGAUCUAAAUGCCUUCCCCCCUCCCCAUGCUAUUGUAAAAACCAAUCGUAAAGAAUUUUACAACAGAUGCAUAGCCGUUUUUUUCUGCUGAACGCAGCACCCAGUACAUACUACAUUUCUCAUUACAGUGCAAGCGAUACUUAUAUAACAAUACCCAAUAAAGUUAAUGGCACUUGAAAAAUGUAAGCAGUAAACGAAUCAAUCAAUCAUAGUCGAGACCGUAACGUAAUAACAUAAGUAAAUAAAAAGUAUUGAUUUUCUUGCCGCUUACAUUUUUGUAUGUGCCAGUACAAAUUGUGUUCAUAUAGGUUAUGUAUAUAAAUUUAAUGCAGGUAAUGCAGAAUCGCAAAACUUUACAGUAUUGAAUUGAUUAGGAAUAUCUAUACAUAUUGAAAUUUUUUAACUAAAUUCUCGUUGCCUUAAUCAUACGUAGAAAAGAACAAUUAUUUUACUUAUUAAAUAACGACAGAAAUGUAUAUAAUAGCAUGGCAUUUUUCGUAAUGCGAUUAAUACACAAUAUAUUUUUAUAUUUGCAA